AUGGGGGGGGAGGAGGCCCCAUCGUCGUUGGCUGUAGGGGAGGGUGUUGGUAUUUGUUUGAAGGCAAAGCGGAAAAAGGGGGUCAAUAUGAGUUUAAAUAAAGAAAAAAGAAAUAAAAAAGAAAUAAAAAAGAAAAAAGAAAAUAAAGAAGAUGAACACGAAUUCUCUGCUAUGGCGCAGGAGUUGCUGCGGCAGCACUGCAGGGGGAUGUGGAGCGACAGUGAAGAGGAGGAGAAAACAAAGAAAGAAGAAAAAGAAAAAGAAAUAAAAAGAAAAAACAAACAGAAAAAAUAUAUAAACGCAUGCAAGCAGCCUGAGUCAGCAGCAGCAGCAGCAGCAGCAGCAACAGCAGCAGCAGCAGCAGCAGCAGAUGAAACAAACAAAAAAAAAAAUAAUAACAAACAGCAAGCAAUCAGAAAGCAAAACAAAAGAAUAGAAACAAAAAACGCAGCAACAGAAAAUAAAAAUAAACAAACAACAGACAUCACCACGACCGCCUCUUUCAGUCUGCAUGCUCCCCCUCCACAGCAGCAGCAGCAGCAGCAGCAGCAGCAGCUGCAGCAGCAGCAGCAGCAGCAGCUAGCAGACGCAGAGAUCUUCGGCUUAAGAAAGAGACAGCAGCAGAUACAGCAAGAAGACUCCCCACUUAAACAUAAAAGUAAAGGCCUAGGGAAAUGGAGCUGCAUGCGCAUGCGCAAGCAUGCAGCACCCCCCCCAGCAGCAGCAGCAGCAGCAGCAGCAGCAGCGCCUGGUACUGCUGCUGCUGCUGCUGCUGCUGCUGCUGCUGCUGCAGGUGAAGCAGAAAAUAUAAAAAAACACGCAGGAGAAGACACAGGGGCGGCGUCACGGUCGCUGCAGCUGCUGAAGAAGAUGGGGGGCAUCUCCUCUGCUGCAGCAGGGAAUGCAACCAGAAGCAGCAGCAGCAGCAGCAGCAGUGCAGCAGCAGCAGCAGCAGCAGCAGCAGCUAGCAGACGCAGAGAUCAUCGGCUUAAGAAAGAGACAGCAGCAGAUACAGCAAGAAGACACCCCACUUAA
Molecule: messenger RNA, 1035 nt
Organism: Eimeria mitis
Lineage: Eukaryota; Apicomplexa; Conoidasida; Eucoccidiorida; Eimeriidae
Exons: 2
Coding region: 1-1035 (344 amino acids)
Source: RefSeq, a predicted model, not a curated record